AUGGCAUCGUGGAUGCGUCCCAUACGGGACGGCGAAUACACCAGCGUCAUCUACGGCCUCAUCCGCGAAGGUCGAUUCACCGAAGCUGCCUCCGCGUUGGCUGACUGCAGUCGCCGACAAGGGGCAUUGGGAAGCCGCGCUGCGCUCUCACUGCUUGCUUUUUGUCACUACCAAGCACAGGAGUUCGAGCAGGCUGCCUCAUGUUACGAGCAACUGUGCACCCUGUGUCCAGAAGAGCCACGUUACGCGUUGAGCCGCGCACAAGCGCUCUACCAGAGUGGCCAAGCCUACGAGGAGGCCCUCCAGGUUGCCGCUGCUCUGGCCGAAGACAAGCCCGAGAUGGCCCCGGCUGCGAGGCAGCUUCAGGCGGCCAUCCGCUACGCGCAGGAUGACCUCGCAGGAGCCCGUGCGCUGCUUUUGCAAGGCGGCCCGUCUGAGGAUGACAAUGCAGACACACAGGUGAAUCUUGGCUGCCUCGCUUACAAGGAAGGAAGACCCGACGAGGCUUUGACGCUGUUUAACAAGGCCCUCCAGUCGCAAGCGGACGCACCUCCUCAGCUGUGGUACGCCGUGGCGCUGUGCCAUUACGCCCGACGGGACUACGCGCCGGCCCUGCAGCAGCUGGCUCACAUAAUCGAGAGGGGCAUUCGAGACCGUCCAGAGCUGAGCGUCGGCAUGGCCACCGAAGGACUGGAGGUCCGCAGCGUGGGCAACACUCCAGCGCUGCACUUGUCGGCGCUGGUUGAAGCGUUCAACCUGAAGGCAGCCAUCGAGCUGCGACUGGCCAACCCGGCAGCGGCACGCGAGGCACUCACGGACAUGCCUCCGCGCGCCGAACACGAGCUGGACGCUGUGACGCUACACAACCAGGCGCUCCUGGAGGCUGACCAGCAACCAGCUGCCGCGCUCGCCAAGCUUCAAUUUUUGCUCCAGGAACCGCCUGAGGCAUUUGGCAACCUGCUUCUCUUGUGCUGCCGCUUGGAACAGCAUUCCCUCGCCGCCGACCUGCUGGCCGAACACGCGGCGCUCACUUACAGACUGCUGCCGCCAUUCCUGUACGAGUUUCUGGAGGCCCUUCUCGCCCAGCAGACGGCGCCGGAGGAAGCGUACGCCAAGCUCGAGGCCUUGGCCGCCAGGCAGGCUGACCGGCUACGACAGAUGCGACAACAGGGCGCACCACAAGCACAGUGCGAGGCCGUGCUACGGGAGAGGUUCCUGCCAGCCCUUAUGGCUCAGGCACGCAUCCCGUGGGAGGCCCACGAUUACCCUCUCGUUGAGCGUCUCUUCCGGCGCUCGGUGGAGCUUUGCAGCGAAGAGGACUGCUGGCGACUGAACGUAGGCCACGUUCUGUUCGUCCAGGAAGGCAAAUUCCACGAGGCCGUGGCGUUCUACGAGCCCUUGGUGGAGCGCGAGCAGGACCGCGACCUCCUGCGACUCAGCCCCGCCCUGCUCGCAAACCUGUGCGUCGCGUACAUUAUGACCGGCCAAAAUGAGCAAGCAGAGCAGCUCAUGCGACGCGUCGAGCAGCGCGAGGAGCAACUCGCCUACGACCAGCCUGGCGAGAAGAUGUUUCAUCUAUGCAUCGUGAACCUCGUGAUCGGCACGCUUUACUGCGCCAAGGGCAACUACGAUUUCGGCAUAUCGCGAGUCAUCAAGAGCUUCGAGCCGCACGCCAGCAAGCUCGGCGCCGACACGUGGUACUAUGCGAAGCGCUGCCUGUUGGCUCUACUCGAGAACCUAGCCAAGCAGGUGGUUCUCGUCAGGGACGCUGUCCUCUAUGACCUACUAAGGUUCCUUGCACAAUGCGAGCAGCACGGUCGCACGCUGCCGUCGGCCACGGAUAUUAGGCCUACUCCUGCUGGGCUUGGGAGCCGCAGUGUCGCCUAUGAAGCUCGGCGCUUGAGGGCACUCACACUUAGGCUCAUGGCAGCUGAGCCCAGCGCUUUCAGAAGCCGGUAGACAAAAGGUGCAGAAUUCUCUUUUUCGUGGGCACCACACCAACUACAAUUUACGCGACAGCGUAUGACAGGUUCUGCAGUCUACGGCUUCGCCAGAACCAGCUGGAAAUUUUGUGUCCCAUGUAAAUAGAAGCUGAUCGUAUUGAAACCCGAGAUGAAUUCGAAAGCUUCUCUUCAUUUCUUACCUUUAACGAAAG
Messenger RNA from Rhipicephalus sanguineus (brown dog tick), 2155 nucleotides. RefSeq names its product tetratricopeptide repeat protein 30B (gene Ttc30). Gene Ontology annotation, cellular component: intraciliary transport particle B; axonemal microtubule. Bases 1 to 1959 code for a protein of 652 amino acids. The record is from RefSeq and is a predicted model, not a curated record. The transcript is spliced from 8 exons. Gene Ontology annotation, biological process: intraciliary transport. Gene Ontology annotation, molecular function: protein binding; intraciliary transport particle B binding. NCBI's taxonomy places the organism in Eukaryota, Metazoa, Arthropoda, Arachnida, Ixodida, Ixodidae.